UCUUUCAAAGAUAGACUAGUGUUUUACAUAUCAUUUAUCCGGAAGUCCUUCCGCAGUACUGAACACGUUUAAACCAUUCUCGUUAUAUAUAAAAGGAUCUUUUUCAAAAAUAACCACCGUCAGUUUUCCAAAGAUCGGCAUAGCGAUGACUUCUAUACGAGAGUUGUUAAUAUUUUCGGUGAUCGUUGCUACGACCAACGGAUUUCCUUCGAAAAGUCAUCGAGGAUCUCACGGGCAUCCGAUACCACCCGAACCAAGGAAUCAAGGCAAUUUCGAAGUUGGAUACAAUCACGAAGAAAUCGCGAGACGAAUCAACUCAUGGAAACCGGAAGAUCCAGAAAAUAUAUGGGAAUUGAGUGGUCUUUACCAGGGUGACAUAAUGCUUUCUCCAAAUAAUAAAAUAAGCAGUAGAAAUGGUAUUUUGGAUACUGCGACUCGUUGGCCCAAUGGCAUAGUACCUUACUAUAUCGAGGAGGAAGAUUUCGAUCGUUCGGAUAUCAAAGUGAUAAAAAGAGGCAUAAAAGAGUAUCACAACAAAACCUGCUUACGUUUCCGUCCCUACAAAGAAUCCGAUACCGAUUACGUACAUAUACAGGGUAAUAGAUCCGGAUGUUGGUCCAUGGUGGGCCGUCACGGAAAGGGACAGGUAUUAAAUUUGCAAGUUGGCGGAUGCGUACGGCACGGUGUCGUCAUUCACGAGCUGAUGCAUGCUCUAGGAUUUUAUCACCAACAGAGUGCCGCUAACCGUGACGAAUGGGUCGUAAUACACUGGGACAACAUAAAACCGGGAAAAGAACAUAAUUUCAAGAAGUAUGAUCAACACACUGUCACGGAUUUUGGUUAUCCUUAUGAUUAUUCCAGCGUGAUGCAUUACAGUGCACAUGCGUUCUCCGCGAACGGCAAAGAGACUAUCACACCUAAGGUCCUAGAUGCAAAAAUCGGGCAACGUAACGGGCUCAGUAAGGUCGACGUGUCGAAAUUACAGGCUAUGUACAAAGAUGAAUGUGACAAUCGUGAGACAGAAGAAAAUAUUACUAGCGAGUCCGAAGAAGAUCUUUCUUUUGUCUGGACAUUGGAUUAACAGGAAUAU
This is a messenger RNA of Vespula pensylvanica (western yellowjacket), 1090 nucleotides long. Its product is annotated as seminal metalloprotease 1. The coding region runs from base 146 to 1081 and encodes 311 amino acids. Gene Ontology annotation, molecular function: zinc ion binding; metalloendopeptidase activity. The transcript is spliced from 5 exons. The record is from RefSeq and is a predicted model, not a curated record. Gene Ontology annotation, biological process: proteolysis. NCBI's taxonomy places the organism in Eukaryota, Metazoa, Arthropoda, Insecta, Hymenoptera, Vespidae.